AUGAAGGCCACCAAUAAACCAAGACCAAAUAUCAGAGUGAAGCUACCAGCAAUAGGCACGGUAGCAUUAGAAGUAUUAGAACUCCCGUCCCUAUCAUUGCCGCCCGGCGGCGUCGGCCCGAGCCAGACUGUCUCCGUUUAUAUUAGUGAAUCCUAUGAAUCGAUUCUCACAGUAGUAUCAGAAGCUACCUUAGCUGAAGAUGGAAAGCUCGAUUUUAAACAGUUAGUGAAUAAAUACGGGUUUGACGUCAAGCAAUAUGACGUCGUGACGGAAGAUGGCUACAUUCUCACACUGUUUCACGUCCCAGGAACACUGGACCCUGUUCUGCUGUUUCAUGGAAUUGCGGAUUCUUCAGAUACUUUCGUGAUUAGAGGCAACACUUCCUUAAUUAUAACAUUAGCGAAAUUAGGCUACAACCUGUGGAUCGGUAAUAGUAGAGGAAACUUGUACGGCCGACGUCACGUCAGUUUGAACCCCGACACUGAUAAGAAAUUUUGGGACUACAGUUUCCACGAAGUCGGCUAUUAUGACCUCGCUGCUACUAUAGAUUUUGUGUGUGACAAAACUGAACAAGAUAGCAUUUCCGUCAUCGCACACUCGCAAGGGACAACUGCAGGAUUUGUAUUAGCAUCGACAAGAACAGAAUACAAUGAGAAGAUCAAGGUUUUUAUUGCCUUAGCGCCGAUCGCUUUUUUCAAUCAUUUGUCACCAGUGCUCUUCCGGUUGUUCAAGCAGGUCCAGCCAUCAGUGUCCUUUUUAAGUCAGUGGGGUAUGAAGAAAUUCUGCGAAACCAUGGCGCAGCUUCGAAUCUAG
Leguminivora glycinivorella is the source of this 813-nucleotide messenger RNA. RefSeq names its product lipase 1-like. The transcript is spliced from 2 exons. Bases 1 to 813 code for a protein of 270 amino acids. NCBI's taxonomy places the organism in Eukaryota, Metazoa, Arthropoda, Insecta, Lepidoptera, Tortricidae. The record is from RefSeq and is a predicted model, not a curated record.